This is a messenger RNA of Gossypium arboreum, 2376 nucleotides long. Its product is annotated as protein STRUBBELIG-RECEPTOR FAMILY 5-like. Gene Ontology annotation, biological process: protein phosphorylation. Lineage: Eukaryota; Viridiplantae; Streptophyta; Magnoliopsida; Malvales; Malvaceae. The transcript is spliced from 16 exons. Gene Ontology annotation, molecular function: protein binding; ATP binding; protein kinase activity. The record is from RefSeq and is a predicted model, not a curated record. Bases 216 to 2345 code for a protein of 709 amino acids.
GAGCCCUUCAAUAUGAAACAGAAAAUGCUAAGACAAUUCCAAAACAGUUUAUAUUAUUUUUCCCCUUUUAGAUGUUUAUUCUUUCUUUCUUCAGCUCCUCCUCCAACUCUUUUUGGUUCCUGCAUUUGAUAUUAGCAUAGGAAUUAAUAAUAAUAAUAAUAACAAUAAUAAACCUAUUUUCCUCUUCCUUUUCUUUGCCAAUUUGGCCUAGGAACAUGCAUCGUUUUGUUGUAGGAUACUUGCUUCUUUCCUUUGGGUCCUUGAUUUCAUUGGUUCAUUCAUGGACUGAUAGCCGAGAUGUUAAUGCCCUUAAUGUGAUGUUUAAAAGCCUAAAAGCUCCAUCACAACUAAGUGGUUGGAGGGUAAGUGGCGGUGACCCUUGUAGCGAUUCCUGGCAAGGGGUCAAAUGCUCAGGCUCUCGUGUAACUGAGAUAAGCUUAUCUAACUAUGGACUCAAUGGAGAAUUGGGCUACCAGCUAUCAAACUUGACUUCACUCACUUCCCUUGAUGUGAGCAAGAACAACCUUAAUGAUCAAAUUCCAUAUCAACUACCUCCCAAUGCUGUUCGAAUAAACCUUUCUCAUAAUCAAUUUACUGGCAAUGUGCCUUAUUCGAUAUCUCAGAUGUCCAACAUCGAAAGCAUAAAUCUAAGCAAUAAUAAACUCGACGGAACCUUGAGCGAUAUGUUCGCCAAAGUUAAAAAACUUAAAUCAUUUGAUUUAUCCAACAACGAACUGACUGAUAAGCUUCCGAAUUCUUUUGCAAAUCUUACAAAUUUAAACACUUUGCGUCUGCAGAACAACCAAUUAACUGGAACACUAAAUGUCCUUGCCGACCUUCCUAUAGAAGAUCUGAAUGUUGAAAACAACAAAUUUAGUGGAUGGAUUCCUAAUGAGUUGAAGGGCAUUCGCAGCUUGAAAACGGGAGGAAAUUCAUGGUCGACAGGGAAGGCUCCGCCUCCACCGCCUGGUGUGCGCCACCGACAUCCCAACGCCAAAGAUCAGGACAACAAAGACGACGGGGAGAAAUCUAAACUUGUUCGGAAUGUAGCAAUUGUAGCCGGGUCAUGUUUAGGUGCAAUGUUGGUGUUCGCUGCUCUUAUGGCAGUGUUCGCAAGGCGAAAGGCUGCUCAUCCAUCCUCACAAUUUCUCGAUGAAGAGAGGAACACUGGGACUAAAGAUAAUACUCCCUUUCAGUCACGAGAGUUAGCAGGUGCACAAUAUGUUAGCAACGUAAAAGAAUCAAAAGGUUUAAAAACAAUCCAAUCAGGUGUUACACUAGAUCAAGCGUCUUUGCAGAUAUCAGGACCAAUGGGACUUAAUCGUUCAGUUUCAGGUCGUGGGUCUAGUGUAAGUGAGCAAACAAGCCGGCUAAAAGGCAGAAGCAGCACCUCUGCUCCUGUUAUUGCUUAUUCUUUGGAGGAUUUACAGAAUGCAACUAGUGAUUUUGCAUCGAGGAACCUCCAGGGUGAGGGCAACAUUGGACGUGUUUACAGGGCGAAAUGUGAAGAUGGCAAGGUUUUAGCAGUGAAAAAGAUAGAUCCCAUACUUAUACAAGGCGAGAAGCCAGAGGGAUUUGCAGAAAUUGUUGCAAACAUCUCAAAGCUUCACCAUCCCAACAUUGCUGAACUUGUUGGGUAUUGCUCAGAGCAGGGGAAUUAUCUGUUGGUUUAUGACCAUUACAGGAAUGGCUCACUUCAUGAGUUCCUACACGUAUCAGAUGAUUUCAGCAAACCCCUCACUUGGAAUACCAGAGUCUCAAUUGCUUUAGGUGCAGCCAGGGCUGUUGAGUAUCUCCACGACGUUUGUUCUCCACCCAUAGUUCAUAAGAACAUCAAGUCAUCCAAUAUUUUGCUUGAUCUUGAACUCACUCCUCACCUAUCUGACUAUGGUAUGGCACACUUCCAUCAGCGUACGAGCCAAAACCUGGGAAUGGGAUAUAAUGCUCCAGAAUGUGCAAGGCCUUCAGCCUAUACGCUAAAGAGUGACGUUUACAGUUUCGGGGUGGUGAUGUUAGAACUAUUAACGGGUCGGAUGCCCCUGGACAAUAAAAGGCCGAAAGCAGAACAGUGCUUAGUGAAAUGGGCUAGCCCUCGGCUUCAAGACAACGGUGCACUGGCAGCAAUGGUGGAUCCUGCCUUGAGGGGACUGUAUCCUCCAAAGUCACUCUCUCCAUUUGCUGAUAUUAUUGCCCACUGCGUAAAGUCGGAUCCAAAGCUUCGGCCCGCGAUGUCGGAGGUGGUGCAGUCACUGAUACAAUUAGUUCAACAAUCAAACAUGAAUCUGGGAGAUGAUCUUUCAACUUCUCGCCGGACAGAGGACUCAGACUACGCAGUAUACGUUUGAUUGUUUGCAUAUUUGAUAUGUACAAAAAAAA